CAACAAACUCAACAGACUCAACAGACUCAACAGACUCAACAACAAGCUCAACAAGAAGUUAGACGUCCAAGUAUUCCUCAAAUUUCUACUUCAAGUCCAAGGAAUAGUAUUAUAAUCCCUGAAGAUAGAGAAAGACGUGGUAGUGGUAGUAAACCUGCUACUUUAUUGGAUGUAAGAGAAUCCAUGUUGGAAGUUAGACAAAAUUUACAAAAUACUUUGCCUUUUUCUGCUUCUUCAAGUCAUAGAACUUCUAUGAUACUUCAACAAAAUAAGUCUCUUCCCGAUGCAAAUGGAAAACCUCAUGGUUCAUCAAAACUUAGCAAUGUUACGGCUUCGCGUCCAAAUUCAGUUAUAUCCCCAUCUCGCCCGAUUUCAUCGUAUUCUAAUAAUGCUAGUUCCCGUCCUACUUCAUUUUAUAAAUCAAAUAAAUCAUCUAAUCCUCAAGAUUUUGAAGAAGAAGAAGAUGAUGAAAAUGAAAAAGAAUCUUCUUCUGCUAAUUCUAAAAAUUCUAAAAAUUCUAAAAGUUCUAAAUCUAAAUCACAAAAAUCUGGAGUAAUUAAAAAGAAUGGAUCUUCAUCAUCUGAUGAUUCUGAUUCAGCUCCAAAACAACCUCCAAUGUUACCUCCAAUUAAAAGUGUUGCUAAUCAAGCUAUAAGUCUUGAAAAAGUUGAGGAAGAAGAUGAUUCUUCAGAAGAAUCAGAAGAUGAUGAUGAUGACGAUGACGAUGAAUCAAGUGAAGAUGAUACUCCACUUGCUUUAAAAUCUACUCCUAAAAUUAAAAUAGCUUCUCCCAGAAUUACUACAAAGAAAAGUAAUGGUGGAAGAAUUGAAGCAUGGCUUGAACAUGUUUCAGGAUCACCUGAAGGAAUUCCCUCACGUCCUUCAACACCCGGUCAUUCUUCAACACCACCACAUUCUCCACAUUCUCCACAUUCCCCACAUUCUCCACAUUCUCCACGUGUAAGAAAAAUUUCGGAACAUAGUCAAUAUAGUUCAAGUCCACUUGGAAUGGGGCAUAGAAUGUCAUAUGUGGGUGAACCUAUUCAUGAUGCACGCAAUAUUCGUCCCAAAUCAGUCUAUAUUCCAGAAGAUUUACAACCACCUAAGCCAGAAUUUCAUCAACCAAGAAAGAGAAGUAAUAGUGAAUUUGCACCUAAAAAAAGACCAAUUUCAUUUAUGCAUGAUGUACCUCUCCCAGUUGGACGUGUUUCUCCAAGUCCUCGUCAAGAUUCUGGUUACUGGGCAAAAGAUACUUUACUUGCUUUAUCAGAUGAUUUACGUCAUAUGAGUAUAAUGAAUGAUUCCAAUGCUCUAUAUUCGAGAACUAGAAGUGCUAGUUUUAGUAAUCCUAGUGGUAGUGGUAAUAUCGCUAAGCUUUCUCCUGCAAAUAACAUUUCAAAAGUAAUGAAUCGUCAUAGUCAUAGACGUGAAGGAAGUUCAAGCAGUGCUCAUAAUAGUAGACCUAGUACACCACAAUUGCAGAUCCCUCCAAUUGUAAAACCUUCAAGAUCAAAAGAUUCAUUACAAACUCCUCCAAUGUCACCUUAUUCAUCUUCUACAAUGAACGGAAAUAGAAAUAGUUUUUAUGCAAAUAAUCAAAGAAUUUCAUCUGAACAAUCAAAAGUUUCAAAUAGAAAUUCUUUUUAUUUACAUCAACACCAACAAAAAAAUCGUAUUAGAUCUUAAUGUCAUAGAAUAUUUAAUUAUUAAUUAACAUACAAAGAACAUUUAAAGAGAUUAGAUAUAAUUAUUUAAGUAAUUUCGGAAUUUUAGGUUGAUGAAUGAUACAAAGACU
Molecule: messenger RNA, 1795 nt
Organism: Rhizophagus irregularis DAOM 181602=DAOM 197198
Lineage: Eukaryota; Fungi; Glomeromycota; Glomeromycetes; Glomerales; Glomeraceae
Source: RefSeq, a predicted model, not a curated record